CUUUGUCCUUCCUUUCUCCCCGUUCCCCACUUCCACUUCUACUCAUUUCAUUGUUUUUUCCCCAUUUCAUAUAUAUAUUUUUAAAAUUUUCAGAUUAUUAGGUUAGGGUCUUUUUGGGGAUAAAAUGUUUGCAUCCAUCGCCAUCGGCAUCAUCGAGAUUGGCUUUUGCGAUUUUGAUUAUUAAGAAUCGUUUAAACAGGGGUGGGUUGUAAGGUAGGGGCAUGGAGAACGGUCACGAUGGGAAAUUAGCUGAGAACCUAUCGGGGUUGGCCUUCAACAACAAUAAUAACAACGACGAUAGCUUGUUCCAGGUCAUGAAAGCUGUUGAGGUCGCCGAAGCCACCAUUAAGCAACAGGCGGAAGAGAACAGUCGAUUGAGGUCUGAACUCCAGAAGAAACUAGAGCAGCUCAAAGAAAUUAAAGGGGAAAGUGUUAGCAAUCAAAAUGUUUCUGCAAACGAAGCUACCGAUACCAUCCUAAAUGGCACUUUGAAUGCAUUUUCUUCUGCUGCUGCUGCUUCUGAUAAUAACAGGGGUCCAGCUCUUUCUGGACUCUCCUCGCCCUCCACGGCUACCUCUUUUUCACAAACUAGGUAUCAGUUAAAAGGAGAAUGCAGUUCACGAUUGUCACAGGGUCUCAUGCCAAUGGCUCAACUAAAUAAUUCCAAUUCCAUUUGGAAACAGGAUGCUUCUGUCAAAGCCUGGGAACAUGAAGAAGAGAUUUUGUUGCGUAAACAACUUGCUGAAUUUUCUGUCAAGGUAGCACAAAUUCGCAAUGAAAAAUAUGUUCUUGAAAAGCGCAUUGCCUAUAUGCGUCUGGCCUUUGAUCAGCAACAACAGGACCUUGUUGAUGCUGCCUCAAAAGCUCUCUCUUAUAGGCAAGACAUAAUUGAGGAAAAUAUUCGUCUAACAUAUCAAUUACAGGCUGCACAGCAAGAAAGAACAACUUUUGUGUCAUCUUUGCUUCCUCUAUUGACAGAGUAUUCCCUGCAGCCACCAGUUCCUGAUGCUCAAUCUAUUGUAAGCAACGUCAAGGUUCUAUUUAAACAUCUGCAAGAGAAGCUUCUUAUCACUGAGUCAAAGCUAAAAGAAUCACAGUAUCAAUUGGCACCUUGGCGGUCGGAUGUCAAUCAUUCCAAUUUUGCCCCCCAAUCUCCAUCUCAUUCCCUUGGUGCAACACUGACAGCUUCAAGCAAAAAUGGUCUUGAAUUGGUGCCGAGGCCGGUUUAUUCCCAAGGAAAGACAGAGAUAAUCUCUGAUGCUCAAACAGACUCAAAUUGGGAUCUUCCUGGUCAGCACCAUGGUGGCUUGGGUGGUGGUGUUGCUUCGACAAAUUUGGAACCUGAUGAUUUGGGGAGGUAUUCACACAUAGCAAGCAGGACUUCUACUGCUAUUGAGGUACCGAUGCAGCUAGAAGGAGCUCAGGGUGACACAAAUACCAUGCGAUAUGGUGAAGAGACUAUUAAUAAACAAGUUAAAUUUCGUGACCCUGUCAGCAAUAGUGAGAUGGAUUAUCCUGAUACUGAGGGACCUCAAAUUGAAAGAGAACCUCCCUCCAAUUGGGGUUCAGGAAACUCACCUUAUACUGCACAUGAUGACCCCAGUUCCUCUUAUCCUCCUUUUCCGCCACCAGUUCUUGAAGAGCCUUCAUCUUCUUUUUCUGAGGCUGCAGAAGAUGAUCCACUUCCAGCUAUAGAAAGUCUCCAAAUUUCAGGCGAAGCUUAUCCAGGAAGGGAACUUCAGGCGUGCGGAUAUUCUAUUAAUGGAACAACCAGCUGUAAUUUCGAGUGGGCGCGCCAUAUGGAAGAUGGAUCUGUUAAUUACAUUGAAGGAGCAAAGCAACCAAACUAUCCUGUUACUGCUGAUGAUGUUGAUACAUACCUUGCUAUUGAAGUUCAGCCUUUAGAUAACAGGAAACGCAAGGGAGAGCUGGUGAAGGUCUUUGCCAAUGAUCACAAGAAGAUCACAUGUGAUCCGGAGAUGCAAGCCCACAUAGAGAAGACUCUUCAUAGUGGUCAAGCUUCAUAUAAAGUUUCAUAUGCGACAGGAUAUCUUGAUAUAUGGGAACUGGCUACAUUGACUAUCAAAAGAGAUGGUUACAGUAUCAAGUGUAGUGGACUCAAUGGUCCUGUGGUUACCGAAAAGUUUUACCCAACCACUCAGAUUAAAAUUACAUUUGAAGAGCCUUUGGAGUUUAUGAUUAUUGGAUCGAAUGGUGUCCAGCGUGUGUUACGAGCAGAUAGCAGCUCACAAGAUUUUAGCUGCUCAAGAGAUACAAUUGUUCUCACCUUGAGAUUAUUUAUCAUACGGGUAUUGGUCUCCACUUUCUAUACUUCUUUUCUUUACACGCUGAGGGGUGUGACUUUGUUAUGCCUGAUUAGUAGCUUCAAACUAUUUGUUUUUUGGCAUGCUGGAUCUGUGAAUCUACUUUUAGACCUUCAAGUGUGAAAAUCCUUUUCUUUUUGUUACUGAAUUAUAGUUUGAUACUUCAAUUUUUAAAUAAAAGCUUCUGAUAUCUAUUUCACAUCAUCAGAAAGAGUCAUAUUGAUACCGACAGGUUCUUGGUGAUCCAAGGAUGAUUUUCCUAUUUUUUUUUUAUAAAAAAAUUAACAUAGAAUUUCUUAACUUCUGCUUUGCUUUCAUACAUAUGUUCUUGAAAAGUGCUUUGUCCUUUAUCUAAUUUUUGUGGCUAUUACCUUGGUUACAUACUUUUUCAUUCUGGACUGGUUGACCGUUAUUCUUUUCUUAAAUUGAAGAUUGAAAGCAUCUAAAGUCCGUUCCUGUAAAAAAUGCACAGGUUUCAAUCAUGUAUUAUUGUUUUUCUGUUUCCCUGUGGAAGGACGAUACUUCCCCUUUUUCUUUCUCCUUAAUUUUUGGCUCAAUUUUGACCGGUAAUAGCUUCUAUCAUUGGUUUUAGCUCCGAAAGUAGUCAUAUGGAGCUCAGACCAAAAAACAUC
Hibiscus syriacus is the source of this 2956-nucleotide messenger RNA. RefSeq lists its product as uncharacterized. The coding region runs from base 222 to 2447 and encodes 741 amino acids. The record is from RefSeq and is a predicted model, not a curated record. Lineage: Eukaryota; Viridiplantae; Streptophyta; Magnoliopsida; Malvales; Malvaceae. The transcript is spliced from 21 exons. Gene Ontology annotation, cellular component: plasma membrane.